Caenorhabditis elegans is the source of this 333-nucleotide messenger RNA. It is a transcript of the gene W09G3.8, whose product is annotated as Immediate early response 3-interacting protein 1. Gene Ontology annotation, cellular component: membrane. The record is from RefSeq and is marked reviewed. The transcript has 3 exons. Lineage: Eukaryota; Metazoa; Nematoda; Chromadorea; Rhabditida; Rhabditidae. The coding region runs from base 19 to 261 and encodes 80 amino acids.
GUAGUUUUCCACCGAAAAAUGGCCUUAUCAUUCUACGCGUUGCUCGAAGCGGCUCUUCUCGUCCUCAACGGAAUCGCGAUUCUUCAUCGUGAACGAUUCUUGAAAAAGUACGGACUCGGUGCCCCAUCCCACUCAUUUGACGGUUCCAACUCGGUGAAGGAUCAGCUGGUUUCCCUGAUUUUUGCCGUUCAAACAGUCAUGCGAAUGCCUCUCAUCGCUAUCAACAUUGUGGUGAUCGUGUUCAAGCUGAUUCUGGGUUAAUUUCUUCGUUUUUCGUUCGCCUUCUUCAAUUUAUCUAUUUAUUUCUGUGUAUGAUAACUAAAUAUAAUUGAC